Pogona vitticeps (central bearded dragon) is the source of this 1502-nucleotide messenger RNA. It is a transcript of the gene GP1BB, whose product is annotated as glycoprotein Ib platelet subunit beta. The record is from RefSeq and is a predicted model, not a curated record. NCBI's taxonomy places the organism in Eukaryota, Metazoa, Chordata, Lepidosauria, Squamata, Agamidae.
UUAUAUCUGAACCCACGUGCCCCACCCUGCCGUGCCAGUGAAUUUCGGAGAGUCUUUGAAACACUCUGGAUCGCUUUGCGUCCAGAAUUGGUCCCAGUUGCAAAUAGCUGCUGGAGCGAUGCUCUUUUCAAGUGGGAAGCUAAGGGAAGCCCCUCCAUCAGCUGGAGAAGAGCGCUCAGGGGCAGGCGGAUCUUGUGGGAUCCCCGGAGAAUGCCUAAAAAGGAAGAGGCACCUCUCUUAUCUGCCCAGCACACAUGGGGGGGACUUCAGAGAGAACACUCUGCUGCGUGUUUUGCUGCUUCUCACACGGUCUACUACCAGAUCUUCAGUCCUUGGUCCGGAGGGGAGCUAUCCCAAAGAGCUAAAGAUGAGUUUUCUCUGGACCGUUCUUCUCCUCGGUUCCCUCCCUCUUGCCGCACCCUCGUGCCCUGAACUCUGCCGGUGCGCCGAGGAUAUCGUGGACUGCAUGUCAACCGAGGCCAACGAGGACACCAUCCCCUCCUCGUUCGCCCCCUCGACCAGGAAGAUCUACCUCAACAACAACGAGCUCACGUUCAUCCCCAGCGGGCUCUUUGACAACCUCAAGAACCUUCAGGAGGUCCAUCUGUGGGGGAAUCCGUGGGAAUGCGACUGCCACAUCCUCUACCUGCGCUCCUGGCUCCAGUGGCAGCAAAACCGAACCCUCUACCGCAACCUCCAGUGCGCCUCCCCUUCCCAUCUGCAAGGCAGGAUCAUCGCCUAUUUGAUGGAGGACGAGAUCAUCGCCACCUGCCAGUACCAAUACUGCCGACUGGCCCUUUUCUCCCAGAUCUGCCUUUUCCUCUUCCUCCUGGUGCAAGCGGUGCUGCUCAUCCUCGUCCUGGUCUACAUGCGCAGGUUCCGAAAGAUCGCCAAGGAAGCCAGCGGGGCAACUCAUGAGAUCUACAAACAUGGGGAUCCCUGGGGGACGGCCAGGAAAGGGGGCCGAUAGAGUGGCUGUCGGGACUCACCACGAUUCAGCCUUUGGGAAAAGCCAUUUUCACACACUUAACCCCUGCUCUUGUGGGGGAAGAGCUUGGGGUCUUAGGUAGGAUGGGGCAGGUUUUUUCUUGGAGAGAGGGAGGAAAAACAGACGUCGCAGGUUGUCACCCUGAAAAAAGCCAUUUGUCUCCUUCCAAUGAAGGGCAAUCUAGGGUUUCCCCUCAAGGCGACAGCUGCUUAUGUGAGCUUUCUGAGGUCCUGAAACAUAGCCCUCAAAUACCCUUUGGGUACCAGCUUUUAAAGUUUGGAUGAAAACAUGGAGCAGAUUCUACACCCCCCGUGGCACGAGUACUGCCAUCCUCCCUUUUACCUUCUCGUUCCAUUAAAGAAAAAAGGAUAACGAAUCCUCGUUGGACUGGCUGUUGAAUCUCCUUCCAUCUUGGCUGUGGGAAAGCAUCCACCAUUACAGUGGAAGGCAGCAGGUUAGCUAAGGGAAAAGAAAGCUACUGUAUUUUUCCAUGUAUAAGACGAUACUUUGGUCU